CCCAAAAACCGGAAUUAGCGUUCUGAUGGUGGCUGCUAGUGCUGGUCAUACGGAGAUAGUCCGCUAUCUUCUAGCCGAAGGUGCACCAUGGAAUGCAGUAGACCGUGCGUACAUGUGCGCUGGAGACUAUGCUGCAAAGCAUGGUCACCAGGAAUGUGUUGACGUGUUACUGGAUCAUGCGGUUAUGUCGGAACUGCUCUUGUCGAUUACAACAGCUUCGGCAGAUAGUUCCAAUACGGCCGAUCCAAAUGUCGCCCAGGGUGUACCAAUGGAGUCUGGUGUAUUCCACUCAUCCGGACCCAACGGGCCACCUCACGAAACUCUGAACGCUUCCUAUUUAGCAAGUCGGUUGGAAUACUCUGAAGAUGGUCAUCGUCUAGUGGACAAGGACACACAUCUGGCUGUAAUGAUGGAUUGGGAGCGUCCACUCAUGGCUCGUCAUGCUGCGUGGAUUUGUCACGCGGACGCACACCCUGUGACACCCCUCAGUAUUCGGGUUCUAAAUGUCGGAUUUGGAAUGGGUAUCGUAGAUGAGGAAAUCCAAAAUUACAAACCAUCCUCGCAUGUGAUCAUCGAAGCGCAUCCGGAGGACCCAAAAACCGGAAUUAGCGUUCUGAUGGUGGCUGCUAGUGCUGGUCAUACGGAGAUAGUCCGCUAUCUUCUAGCCGAAGGUGCACCAUGGAAUGCAGUAGACCGUGCGUACAUGUGCGCUGGAGACUAUGCUGCAAAGCAUGGUCACCAGGAAUGUGUUGACGUGUUACUGGAUCAUGCGGUUAUGUCGGAACUGCUCUUGUCGAUUACAACAGCUUCGGCAGAUAGUUCCAAUACGGCCGAUCCAAAUGUCGCCCAGGGUGUACCAAUGGAGUCUGGUGUAUUCCACUCAUCCGGACCCAACGGGCCACCUCACGAAACUCUGAACGCUUCCUAUUUAGCAAGUCGGUUGGAAUACUCUGAAGAUGGUCAUCGUCUAGUGGACAAGGACACACAUCUGGCUGUAAUGAUGGAUUGGGAGCGUCCACUCAUGGCUCGUCAUGCUGCGUGGAUUUGUCACGCGGACGCACACCCUGUGACACCCCUCAGUAUUCGGGUUCUAAAUGUCGGAUUUGGAAUGGGUAUCGUAGAUGAGGAAAUCCAAAAUUACAAACCAUCCUCGCAUGUGAUCAUCGAAGCGCAUCCGGAGGUUCUGCAACGAAUCGAAAACGAUGGUUGGAUGUCAAAACCAGGUAUCCAAGUCAUUCGUGGCCGUUGGCAAGAUACCGUCCCGACACUUGCUGAGGAAAUUGAAUGCGGCAAAUGCGAGCCGUUUGACGGGAUUUUCUUUGACACCUAUGCUGAAGACGAUAUGGACUUGCGUCAGUUCCACAGCUGGCUCCCCAAGUUGCUUCGUCAGCCCUAUACAGGGAGCGAUGGAGAAACGAAGACCAGUCGAUAUUCCUACUAUAAUGGCGUGUGCCCAGACAACGUAUUUUUUCACGGAGUCGCCUGUGAAACGAUCCGGUUGCAUUUGAAACGGCUCAAUCUCGAGUGUAUAUUUGACCCGAUAUCCGUGGAUGUUUCUGACCCGAAGCUCUGGAAGGACUUAUCUCGUCGUUAUUGGUACUUUGACACGUAUUUUUUGCCCAAAUGUACGUUCCAACCGGAGUCA
Messenger RNA from Opisthorchis viverrini, 1645 nucleotides. RefSeq lists its product as hypothetical. Gene Ontology annotation, cellular component: nucleus; cytoplasm. The annotation marks the transcript as partial. The record is from RefSeq and is a predicted model, not a curated record. NCBI's taxonomy places the organism in Eukaryota, Metazoa, Platyhelminthes, Trematoda, Opisthorchiida, Opisthorchiidae. Gene Ontology annotation, molecular function: protein binding; S-adenosylmethionine-dependent methyltransferase activity. The transcript has 4 exons.